Grammomys surdaster is the source of this 2676-nucleotide messenger RNA. Its product is annotated as maestro heat-like repeat-containing protein family member 7. Bases 1 to 2676 code for a protein of 891 amino acids. The record is from RefSeq and is a predicted model, not a curated record. Gene Ontology annotation, cellular component: cytoplasm. NCBI's taxonomy places the organism in Eukaryota, Metazoa, Chordata, Mammalia, Rodentia, Muridae. The transcript has 22 exons.
AUGAAUCCACACCUCCAGGAGAGAAGUCUGAGCAGAAUAACGUUUCGGCCAUCGAUGAAUGAUGUCUUGUUAAAGCCAAGCUUAUCAGGAUUGUGCCAAUCAGAAAAAGAAGCCUAUCAGUUAAUUCUGGAUUCUAUGGAGCCAGGGCAGAUGUCCCAAUUAGACAAGCUCAGUUUCCUGAAUGCUGUGGCAACGCUGAGCAGCGUUGUGCGUUACCAGGCAAAUGGCAACAUGAAUAACUACUAUCCUAAAACCCUUCUGGCCAAGAAAAUUGAGACAUUCAUCCUGGAAGAACCCACUGAGAUCUUGGACAGUAGUGUGCGUCAGCAAGCCAUGCUCUGCAUCGUGGCCCUGAGUCAGGUGAAGCCAUCUUUCCACUUAUGCCAGAAGCUGGAUCUGGUCAACGUUAGCAUCACCAGCACGUUCUCCCUGCCUCUCAUCAUGCCCAGUCUAGAUCGAAAGGAGAGCGCUAGUCUCUAUCUCCAGACGAUCCAGGCCUUGGAUGACAUGCUCCAAGCUCUUGUGAUGGAAGACAUGAGACCCAACAUGGUUAUACUGCAAAGCUUUGUGGAGAUCAUCUUACCUUGGUUAAUUCUGUCAGACAAAGUGCACCAGCAGUUUCGAGCCUUGGCCACUAUUUCCCGAUUGCUGAGGUUUAUUUGUAAUUUCUCUGAACUGUCACACAUGGCAUCGUUCUCCAUAACUGGGAAGCUGAUUGGCACCUUCAGCAUCUUCUGCCUGAAUCGCAGCCAAGACAUCUGCACUGGCGCAUUAGAGGCCCUGCACUAUCUGUUCAUCAUCCUCGUGCUGCAGAGAAGUAUCAGACCGAAGAGAGAGGCCAUCCUGAAGGACUUACAGAAACGCUUCCGUGGAAACUGGCUGUCCAACAUGCAGAGUCUCACACUGUUCUUCAGGAAAUACCUGACCCCUGGAGAGAGAGCCGAUGUGAUUUUGGUGGCCAUGGAGUCCAUGAUCAAUGGCAGCACGAAUGAUGUCUUUGCAGCCUCCAAGAUGCUAAAGAUGAUCCUGAGGUACUCUGUUACAGAAGUUGCCAAGGUUCCAGAAAUCAUCAGGUUAAUUUACUACCACAUAGACAGAAUCACCGAGAGAACUGCCCAGAAUACCAUAAAGAAGGUCUUCCAAUUGCUGGUCCAAUCCCACACAGAUGAGGUUAUCCUGACGCUGUUUAAAAUAAAGGACCAAACACAAAGAGUGACACACACAUCCUGGGAAAUCCUGGCUACCUUUCCGAAAGCCUACCAAGUGAUCAUGGAGUAUCUACUGCAGAGGAUAAUUUCACCCCAGGCACCCAAGGAUCAGGAGGCUGACCAUGAAACUGAACUCUCAACACUGAUUGCCACCAGGGCCAUCCACGAGCUGCUGCUGGUACCGAGUCAGCAGUUCGAGGUGCAGACCUUCUUUGCCUCCCUGUUCGUGGCACUGCUUUUCCAAAUCUCUUCCCUGGUGACUAAAGGGAGCACCGUGGCCCAGGACGAGCUGACUGAAACCAAAUCCAUGGACACCGUGAGCUCUUCUAUAGAGGCACUGAAGACCUUAAUGCGCAGCUCGGGGUACAUAGACCACAUGUCUUAUAUUCAGACACUCGGGGGCUGGGAGCUGCUUGUCAGCCCUGAAAGACAUUAUGAAGGAGUCACUCUGCUGGCCAGAUCGCUGGUUGUCAAGAACUGCUGGCACAAUCGCCCUGUCUUCAGCUUCUUCAUUAAGACCCUCCAGAGCCCAGGCUGUACUAAUUACUUCACAGCCCUGGUGUUCCUGACAGAGCUGCUCUGCUGUCCAGAUGUGGCAGGUGUUGUAGAUGAGGUCUCCACCAAGAUUCUGACAGACUGGUUCAACUGUGACGAGUUAGACACGGCGCAUCUAUUCCUGCAGAUCACGGAAGUCUUUGCAAAGCACAAAAACACGAUAAAGCUCCUCAACAUCCUGCAGCCCUUUGUGCUGAGCUGCUGCUACUCCUUCAGCAGCGACCUGGUGAUGGAGACCUUCCGAAUGCUGCAGCGCAUCCUCAAGGACCUCACCUGGUAUCACUCCUCCUCCUUCAUCAUUAAGCUGACCUUCACUCUGGUGCACUUCUUCGAGGAGGAGUCAGAGGAGCUGCGCCUGAUCACCUUCGAGAUCUACGCAAGUAUCCUGGCUAAGGUCUCGAGGAUGACCCUGGUCUUCCCCUUGAGGCACCAGAUCCUCAGCUUGCUAAUCCUCCUUGUGUUACACCUGAAGGAUGUAAAUGCCGCCGUGGUGGAGGUCUGUAGGCGCAGCCUCUGCCACAUAGCUACCAUCCUACGCUGGUCUAAAUUCAAAGCAGUCUUCGCCAAGAGUGACGUAUUUACCAUCCUCAGUGCCCUGUUGAAGCAGGAAAGGAGCAAGGCACUCUGGUUUCUGAAGCAGAGUGUGGCCCUCUUUAAGAGUCCGCAGGACCCCAUCCGCCAAGUGGCUGUGUGGUUUGCAGGUCAGGUCAUCCGGGACCUUGAUAAGGCUGAGGAACAGGAAAUUGAAGAGGAAUAUACAGCCUUCAGGUAUAUGCAGAGAGACCCUGACCCCACAGUCAGCUGCCUCAUCGUGCAGACUUUCUACAUCCUAGAAGCCAAGGAGAAAGUGAUGCCGGCUAAGACCCCUUCCUCCUUCCUCUGCGUGAGGAGGAUCAAAAGGAGGUACUGCUGA